Rotaria sordida is the source of this 813-nucleotide messenger RNA. NCBI's taxonomy places the organism in Eukaryota, Metazoa, Rotifera, Eurotatoria, Philodinida, Philodinidae. The record is from the annotation of a GenBank genome assembly.
AUGCAUGCUAGUCAGAAAUUUCAAGGUGCUAAACCACCUCGUAUUCCGACUCGAUCUGGUAUUGUUCAACAACCAACACAAAUUGCACCAGUUAAACGAUUAGCAAAUAAUACACCAGUAACAAAAACAAGAGCUUCAACUAUGGUCAAAUCACAAUCUGCAUACAAUAUACCAAGAGCAUCUACUGUAACAGUCACUGCUCCAGUUGUUUCACAAAUGAAAAAAUCAAUUAGUGAACAAGAUCUUGUUAAUGUUGUACCUAGAACACAAAAAUCUCGAUUUGGCUUUGUUAAAAAAUCUGCUGACUUAGCUGCUGUUCGAGAAGAUCCACCACAUGUCUCACCAGCAAAACCUGUUGCUUCAUCACGUAUUAGUGGUGCUUGGAAAAAAAAUAGUGACGAUCUAGUUGAUGAACGUGAUCGACGUGAACUUAUUCUUACUCAAAAUGAACUUUUACAAAUAGUCUUUACUAAUCAGUUAUUUAAUGAAAUUGUUCAAUCAAAUCGACAAUUGCAAACAGCUCGUUUCGGUAAAUUACAUCGUGCUGCAUAUCGAAUAAUUAAUGAUAUUAAUAAUUUACAAGAAACAAGAAAAAAAGCUAUUGUAGAUAAAAUCGUUGGAAAUAUUAUUAAAACAUUGGGUGAAAUAUUAAGUAAAAUUGUUCGUUUAUUUAAUGAUUAUGACCAAAAACAACAAACACUUGAUAUUUGUCUUUCAAAUAAACUUGAUCGACUUAAUAUUCAAUCUGUCGUAAAUGAUGUAACAGAUGAAAAUAAAGGUAUUAUAUUUAAAAUGAAACAAAACAAAACUAUC